AAUGAGUUUGGGAAAAAGCGUUAAGAAGCAAGAUACAAAAGUAAAACAGUUGAUAAGGGACUGUGUGUUAGGUCUUGGAGUUUGUUAGAAAAACCGAAUUUUGUUGGGAAUGGUGGAUGUGUAAGAUGUUGUUGAGUUUUGA
This is a messenger RNA of Paramecium octaurelia, 142 nucleotides long. The record is from the annotation of a GenBank genome assembly. NCBI's taxonomy places the organism in Eukaryota, Ciliophora, Oligohymenophorea, Peniculida, Parameciidae.